AUGGCUUCGGCAACGGGCAUCACGCCUGCACAAGAAACGGCCUUCCGCCAUGGCACAUUUCAGGGAAAGCAAUUGACGCCCCAGCAGCGCGAGGAGCUGAUGAAACCUUUCCUGCCAUCCGAGCCCAUCUCAUCUUCGGACAAAGAGACCAAGAAAGCACCUCCUCGACGCCGCAAAUCAGUCCCCAAGAAGCGAACAGGGCCCUUACGCGCAUUCAUACAUUUCCUCGUAUAUCACGUCGUUGCACUGCUCUUCUCUGUCUUCUUCCGCUUCCGACGCGCCUACAGACUCGUCACAGGCAAGAUCGUGGAACUGCUCAAGUACCACCACCGUACCCCAGAGUUCAUUGCGCACGACGUCAAGAAGCUCCAAAAGCUGCCCAAACAUUUGAGUGUUAUUGUGGACUACCAGGAAGACGAUGAACAUCAGGGAAACGCAGGCUUGGAAGGGCUGGUAAACGACGUAUGCGAAAUCGCAGCAUGGGCUGCAUCAGCUGGAAUCCCGUUUCUGAGCGUGUACGAGAGGACUGGUGCGCUUAAGAACUACCUGCCUCAAACCCACGCGAGCAUUUGGAACACCCUCGAAGCCUACUUCGGCCCACAUCGCAAGCCUACUCUCUCUCUGCGCGCACCCCACCUCAGCACCUACUCCCCGCCCAACACACCCCUAGAGACCGCAGACUCGAACGGUGACCUCAAGGAAGAGCGUCAGCACCUUACUGUCCUGCUGCUCUCCGAGCAUGAUGGCCGCGACACCAUUGUAGACCUGACCAGGACGCUGGCAGAGAUGGCGCAGAAGGGCGACGUACGACAAGAGCAGAUUAACAUGGAAUUGAUUGACGUGCAACUGAGCGACCAUGUGAGCAGCGAGCCGGAUCUGUUGAUCUUGUUCAGUCCGACGGUGCAACUGAAAGGCUAUCCCCCAUGGCAGUUGCGAUUGACAGAGAUAUUUCAUCUACCUGACAAUAAAGGUGUCAAUUACCAGGUCUUCCUGAGGGCGCUGUACAACUUCGCAAAGGUCGAGAUGCGUCUUGGAAGGUAG
Ascochyta rabiei is the source of this 1041-nucleotide messenger RNA. Its product is annotated as Ditrans,polycis-polyprenyl diphosphate synthase ((2E,6E)-farnesydiphosphate specific). The transcript is spliced from 3 exons. Bases 1 to 1041 code for a protein of 346 amino acids. The record is from RefSeq and is a predicted model, not a curated record. Gene Ontology annotation, cellular component: endoplasmic reticulum membrane; dehydrodolichyl diphosphate synthase complex. Gene Ontology annotation, molecular function: ditrans,polycis-polyprenyl diphosphate synthase [(2E,6E)-farnesyl diphosphate specific] activity. Lineage: Eukaryota; Fungi; Ascomycota; Dothideomycetes; Pleosporales; Didymellaceae.